Messenger RNA from Phyllostomus discolor (pale spear-nosed bat), 466 nucleotides. Its product is annotated as cytochrome c oxidase subunit 7C, mitochondrial-like. The transcript has a single exon. The record is from RefSeq and is a predicted model, not a curated record. Gene Ontology annotation, biological process: mitochondrial electron transport, cytochrome c to oxygen. NCBI's taxonomy places the organism in Eukaryota, Metazoa, Chordata, Mammalia, Chiroptera, Phyllostomidae. The coding region runs from base 94 to 285 and encodes 63 amino acids.
ACUCCCCAAGGUCACGAAAAAAGGUCUUAGUGUGGUAGCGCCAUUUUUUCCGCUUUCAGUUUAUGUCCGUUUCACAGGGCUUCCAACAGCAAAAUGUUGGGACAGAGCAUUCGGAGAUUCACAACCUCUGUGGUCCGUAGAAGCCACUAUGAGGAAGGUCCAGGGAAGAAUUUGCCAUUUUCGGUGGAAAACAAGUGGCGGUUACUAGCUAUGAUGACUUUGUAUUUUGGAUCUGAAUUUGCUGCACCUUUCCUUAUUGUAAGACACCAACUGCUUAAAAAAUAAGGAUGUUUUAGUUAAUCCAUAAAACAGAUAUGAAGAAGAGCAUUUUAAGAGGUGCAGUCUCUUUGAAAAAAUGGAUCAAACUAUUGAACUCAACAUACUAGAUAUGUUUGUAAAUAAACUUAAUGGCAUGAAUCCAUAAUGCCUCUUCUCUGAAAUACAAAAUGUGAUAAUUGGGAAAAAA